AACAAAUUGAAAUUAAUAGCAGCCAUCUAACGAUGCAGCGUUCUACAUCGAAGCAUAUCGUACACUGGAACAUCUACCAUCAAAUGUCAUCGAUUGCAGCUGUUUAUAACACAGAGAUAAUUACCACAAGACAGCGCGUUGUGCCAUUUUAGUAAUAUAUCAUCCAUUCGAUCAUACAGCAUACUGGCAUAUUAUGGAAUAACCAGCCAUUUUGGGGCUGUAUCGGCAAAUAUGUGAAAUACGACGAAUAGACCGUAAGGCAAAAAGGAUGGCCACGGUAAUGCCUUCGAGCUCCGGUUCUGCUUUAAAGAUCCGAGAUAUAGUCGAUGGAAUCGGAUAUAUUUACAAAUGGUCGUCAGAUUGGGGAGUGAAUUUCCCAGAAGCAAAUGGAGAUAACCAGUCACCUAUUAACUUGAACUCUCGCGAGGCAGAGUAUGACGAGACUUUAAACGAGAAUAGUCUGUCGUUUAACUAUGUACUAUGUCGAGAGACAGACAUCAUCAAUAAUGGCCACACUUCAGUGAUGUACCUACGCUACAAAGCAGAUGGUGCCUUCAGAUCUGACUUGACAGCUACUCCAAAGUCUACUGUCUGUGGUGGCCCGCUAAAACAAGGUUGUGAGUAUGAGCUUGCUGAAUUCCGUUUCCACUGGGGUAAAGAGGAUUCGAGAGGUUCCGAGCAUACUGUAAAUUUUAAGGCGUUUCCAAUGGAGUUACACCUGAUCCAUUUCAACACAACAUUGUAUUCUAGUCUUGAACAGGCCAUGGGGAAACCGGAUGGUAUUGCAAUUAUAGCUCUCUUUAUACAGGUGGGAAAGGAACAUUCCGGGUUAAGACUUUUGACUGAACAUUUGGAGGAUAUUCAAUAUAAAGGACGACAGAAAACAGUUUCAGCAGCAUUUAACCCAACAUGUCUGUUACCAGAUCCCAUGCUACGUGACUUCUGGUGUUAUUCCGGGUCACUGACGUCACCACCAUGUUGUGAAUCUGUCACGUGGAUAUUAUUCAGAUAUCCCCUGACAAUUUCUCACACUCAGAUGGAGGAAUUCCGUCGACUUAGAACCUACAACAAAGGAGAGACACUUGCAACGGGAGAAGAUGGCGCUCUAGUCGACAACUUCCGGCCUACGCAGCCAAUCAACGACCGAAUAAUCAGAGCCUCGUUUCAAUGAGGCCCACAAUGCUCAUCUGCGUCAAAUGCCUAUAAGUUCAAAAGGCCGAAAUGAAAAAUACCACAAAUGUAGCUAGCUGGAAAAUUAAUAUCGUUUGUAUCAUUUAAAUGUGAACAUUUCUUUUGCUCAAACUAUCGUAUAGGAAAUAAAAUUUAACAGGCAUUUAUGUACAAAUGUUAACGUCGUUCAUGCCUUACGUGCAUCUCGUAUGGGAGUCUGGAUCUCAUUCAUUACGAUACUUUUAUACUGACAGUCCAAUACUGUAUUUGUAAAACAACAUGUAACAGUAUUUUCCAUUUGUAUGGUGAACUUUAUAGAUGCCUUUAAUGUGCUUUCUGAUGUUGCUUAAUAAGAGGAACCCUGAAUCCCUGAUCAACCAGACUUGGUUCUACUUUCCAAACGAUGUUUAGGUCAUACCUCUGCAAUAUAGUUAUGGUGUAUAUCAGGGUCGGGAACAAUUUUCAAAUGAUCCGAAUAAAAGCUCAAUCACUGUAUUGUCAAUAGAUUAGAUACAAGUAAAAAUAUAGCCUUGUUUCAAAUAUUAAAUUAAAAAGUAGGGCAUAUUCAAAAUUUAGUCAGAGUGAUAUCAUAUUUGCCAUCUAAAUGUAAAGAUACAAUUAAAAAUGUGCUUAACAUAAUUAUUUAUCAACUUUGAAAAAACUUUCUUUGAAAAUGUGACUUAGGUCGGGGAAAUUCCCCAUAGA
Owenia fusiformis is the source of this 1875-nucleotide messenger RNA. The record is from the annotation of a GenBank genome assembly. NCBI's taxonomy places the organism in Eukaryota, Metazoa, Annelida, Polychaeta, Sabellida, Oweniidae.